AUGUGGUUUAUUGUUGGAAAUCUGGUCAACCAAUUACAGAGUGUGAAAGCAAGUCGGGAUUCCCGAGUUCUGUCUUUAGUCACUGACGUGCUGUGUGACAUGAAGUCGGGUAGCUGUCUCUUGCAGCUGGGCAAUGGUGUGAACUUAAUGGAUCCAAGCUUCCAGCAAAAACUGGAGGGUGAGAAGGAACUACUUCGCCGCGCGAUACAGAAAGAACUGAAGAUUAAAGAGGGAGCAGAAAACCUGCGCAAAGCAACAACAGACAGAAAGAAUCUUGUUCAUAUUGAGCAUGUGCUUAAAUCUUCCAACCGAAAACUGGAGCAACUGCAUUGGGAACUUCAGGAGCUUAAUGCAAGGAUUGUAAUAACAGACAAAGAGGAGAGUAAGACAGAUGGAUCUGUAUCUCCAGAUCCGUGUCUCUGGGAAAGAAACCCAGACCCCAUGGCAAGGAAGGUUGAAGCUCUGAAAAAGCAGUUGCAUGUUGAAAUGAAAGUGAGGCAAGGAGCUGAGAACAUGAUCCAAAUGUAUUCAACAUCCAAGGAGCGAAAGCUGCUGGCUACAGCUCAGCAGAUGCUUCAGGACAGCAAGACAAAGAUUGAAAUAAUCCGCAUGCACAUUGUGAAAGUGUCUCAGUCGGCAGGAGAGAUGGAAGAUACAGUGGAUCCAGCAGUGAGGAUGGGGACCAGCAUCAAUGCUUUGGAGCUGCGUAUUGAGGAGCUGAGACAUCACCUGCGCAUUGAAGCUGCUGUAGCUGAGGGGGCAAAAAACGUGCUGAAGAUCCUAGGAGGGAGUCGAGUACAGGAUCGCAAGUUUUUGGCGGAGGCUCAGGGUCGUUUGCAAGAGUCCUCUCAGAAGAUUGACCUGCUGCGCUUGUCCUUGGAACAUCAGCUUAGUGAGCUUUCUCCUGAUCACCCAAAAAGAGCACUCAUCAAGCAGGAACUCGUAAAUACUUCCUCCCUGGGAGCUCAGCAUGGCAGCAUCCAACCCACUUCAGUCAUCAAACCUACAGCCCUUACAGGAACGUUGGAAGUGAGACUGAUGGGGUGUCAGGAUCUAUUGGAAAACGUUCCAGGACGUUCCCGAAUGACUAGUUCUUCUCCCAUCUGUGGCAGCCCAAGUGAUUUGAGGUCCCUUACCCGAACACGAGUUGGCCUGGGUAUCCAUGGCCGUAAUGUUGCAGGAAAAUACCUGCGGAAUGAAGAGCCAUGUAAUGAGGUCCUUGCUGUGCUCAAAGUGGACAAUAAAGUGGUUGGCCAAACAAAUUGGGGACCAGUUAAUAACCAGGCAUGGGACCAGAGUUUUGUCAUUGAGCUGGACCGGUCUCGUGAGCUAGAAAUUGCAAUUUAUUGGAGAGACUGGAGAGAACUAUGUGCAGUGAAGUUUUUACGUUUGGAUGAUUUCCUUGAUAAUGAACGUCAUGGGAUGUGCCUCUCGCUCGAACCACAAGGAAUGCUUUUUGCAGAGGUUAUGUUCUGUAAUCCUGUCAUUGAGAGAAAGCCAAAACUGCAGCGACAGAAACGCAUUUUCCCCAAACAGAAAGGCAAGGAAUUUCUCCGAGCUCCUCAAAUGAACAUAAAUGUUGCUGCUUGGGGUCGCCUAAUGAUGAGUUUCCUUCCUCCGUGUAGUUCUUUGAGCACUUUGAGUCCCCCACUUCAUGAUCCCAUUCACACAGACUUCUCUCCAGUUCCCCGACAAAGUCAUGUUGAUUCAAUGUCCAACCUGAGUGGUGACUUCCCUGUGGCUAAGCUUACAUUUGCUGAUGAAGCACCACCCAAGCCUCCACGCCUUUAUCUGAUGACCAGCUCCAAAGAAUCAACACCAUCUCCUGCAGAUUCUCCGUGUCUGAAGAGGCUGCAUAUUGAGGAGAAGUCUUGCAACUCUGUUCUAACAGAAUUUCCAAUCCAGGCAUCUCCAAGGAUAAGGACAGUUCAGCUUGAGGAUUUUCACUGCAUCGCUAUGUUGGGGCGUGGCCACUUUGGGAAGGUACUGCUGGCCCAGUACAAGCCAACUGGGAAGCUGUAUGCUAUCAAAGCCUUGAAAAAAAAAGAUAUUAUUAGGAGAGAUGAAAUUGAUAGCUUGAACUGUGAGAAGCGAAUAUUUGAAGUGGUCAAUUCUUCUGAUCAUCCAUUCCUUGUGAACAUGUUUGCAUGUUUCCAGACACCUCAUCAUGCUUGUUUUGUGAUGGAAUAUACUCCAGGUGGUGAUCUUAUGAUGCGCAUACAUGAAGAUGUCUUUCCAGAGCCGAUGGCACAGUUUUAUACAGCCUGCGUAGUCUUGGGGCUCCAGUUCUUGCAUGAGAAGAAAAUUGUUUAUAGGGACCUGAAAUUGGAUAAUCUGCUUUUAGAUGCUGAAGGAUUUGUGAAGAUUGCAGAUUUUGGAUUGUGUAAGGAAGGAAUAGGUUUUGGAGACCGCACAAACACCUUCUGUGGCACUCCUGAAUUUCUGGCUCCAGAAGUCCUGACAGACAUCUCGUACACUCGGGCAGUGGACUGGUGGGGAUUGGGUGUACUCAUUUAUGAGAUGCUUGUUGGUGAGUCACCUUUCCCUGGAGAUGAUGAGGAAGAAGUCUUUGACAGUAUUGUCAACGAUGAAGUCCGGUAUCCACGAUUCCUUUCAUCUGAGGCACUUUCCAUAAUCCGUAAGCUUCUUCGGAAGUGUCCAGAGCGUAGACUGGGAGCAGGGGAAAAAGAUGCAGAAGAGAUUAAAAUCCAGGCCUUUUUUAAGGAAAUUGAUUGGGAUGCCUUGUUUGCCAGGACUCUGAAGCCCCCUUUUGUGCCUACUUUAAGAGAUCCGACUGACAUUAGCAACUUUGAUGAAGAGUUUACAUCACAAAAGCCAAUCCUUACUCCUCCAGAGGAGGUUGCUCUCCUAACCCGUAAGGAGCAGACUGUCUUCAAGGACUUUGACUUUGUCUCCAGACACCUUUUAGAUGUUUGAUUCCUGUGCUAUAAGAAACGUGAACAGAUUGUUACCACCUUGAGAGAGUAUAGAGAGAGGACUUGGCAUGGGCAGUGGAAAAGUCAACAGAAUUCGUAGGACUGUUAGUGCUGAUGACCCCAGGAAGAGAGUGCCCUGCAAGCUGAGUUAACCUACUGUGGUUAUUUCAGCCU
Molecule: messenger RNA, 3110 nt
Organism: Opisthocomus hoazin
Lineage: Eukaryota; Metazoa; Chordata; Aves; Opisthocomiformes; Opisthocomidae
Source: RefSeq, a predicted model, not a curated record